GUUUCUUCUUUGAGGCCCUCCUCGGUUUCCCCUUCAUGAAUAAAUGAAGUAGUUCGUGCAGACUUUUCACUCCCUCUUUCGGAAAGUUCCUCUUCUCUUCUUUAGUCUUCAUUCUCGUAAUCCGGCAUCUGGGCUUCUGUUCCUAAGUGGGUGUGUCAGCAAAGCGCGGUUCUUGUGCAGAGUCGGGGGAAAGAGCGGAAAAGUUGAGUAUGAGUUUAGUCUGAAAUCGGGUCCGGAGCUCCAGGAUGGCCGUGUGGACCCGCGCGGAGCGAAGUGGGCAGCUGGACCUCCUGCUGCGGGACCGCUGGGUCCGCGUUUCCGCCGAACUCACGCGGGACACUUUGACUCUAACGGCCGAGGCGGAGCUCGGUGGACCCGGGGGCGCCGCGGACCACAGCUCUCCGGCGGGCCUGCGGGGUGCUGUGUCCAACGGGAACCAGCUCGGAGCGUCUCCGGAGAACUCUAACCGCGGCCAGAACGCGAGCUCCCCGCAACCGAACCACGGCGCCCUGAGGCGGAGCGGCAGUCCGGCCCGCGGGGGCGUCGCCCGGGGCCACUAUGACGGCGGUUACGGCUUCGGCACCCCGGGAUCCGGUAAGCUACCAGUGGACAACGGCACGAACUCGGAUGUGGGCAGCCCAAGUUCGAGCUACGGCAGCCCCGGCUCCAGCUUCAGCUCCAGGCACGGAGAGCCGACCCUGGAGGGCGGCGGACCGGAUCAUGGGGUGAGAAGAGUGCGGGUCGUGAAGCAGGAGUCCGGCGGGCUGGGCAUCAGCAUUAAGGGCGGCCGGGAGAACCGCAUGCCCAUCCUCAUCUCCAAAAUCUUCCCCGGACUGGCAGCAGACCAGAGCCGCGCGCUCCGCGUAGGGGACGCCAUCCUGUCCGUGAACGGCAGCGACCUGCGGGACGCCACGCACGACGCGGCGGUGCAGGCGCUCAAGAAGGCCGGCAAAGAGGUGACGCUCGAGGUGAAGUACAUCCGUGAGGUGUCUCCACUCUUUAAGAAGCCCUCCCUGGUAGCGGACCUGCCCUGGGAUGGAGUUCGGGAUGGGGUGCGGGUACAGUCCCCCACCUUGGGCAGUAGUGAGGAAUCUGGUUCACCAACACACCGAGCAGGUGUGGCCAAAGACAGAAAAGUCAUACCUUUGAAGAUGUGCUUCAUCUGUCGCAACCUGACCAUGCCUGACCUGGAGAAUAGGCUCCUGGAGCUCCAUUCUCCAGAUGGACUGCACACAGUGGUACUGCGCUGCAAGGAUGGUUCCACCGCUCACUCCUGGUUCACAGCCAUCCACACCAACGUGGCAGCACUGCUCCCUCAGACGCUGGCUCACAUCAACACCAUUCUCGGCUCUCAUCGGCAGCUCAAACACAUUGGCUGGCUGGCAGAACAGAUCCAGUUGGAUGGCGGACGACACCAGUAUAGACCCGUUGUCAUGGCACUGACAGAGAAAGACAUCAUGCUGUUUGAAUCUGUUCCCUGGACACAUGAAGCCUGGGCCACACCUCUACUUACACACCCGCUUCUAGCAACCAGGCUGGUUCACUCGGGCAGUGCCCGUAGCUCUCCAGCGUUAGGGGCAGAACUGGUAUUUGCCAUUCGCUCGGGGACAUCACGUGGCAUAGAGUCUCAUGUGUUCCGGGUGGAGACCCACUGGGACCUGUCCUCCUGGACCCGGGCACUGGUACAGGGGAGCAAUGCUGCUGCUGAGCUCAUCAAGGAGGUCUCUAUUGGCUGCGUCCUAAACAGACAGGAUGUCCGUCUGACGCUGCACUAUGAAAAGGGUUUCAUUGUGACCCGCGAGGUGGACGAGCCUCUGGCUGGCACCGUGCUCUUCCGCUACCCCUUCGAGAAGCUCAAAAUGUCAGCCGAUGAUGGGAUCCGCAACCUCUACUUGGAUUUUGGGGGACCGGAAGGGGAACUGGCCUUUGACUUGCACUCGUGCCCCAAACCGGUGGUGUUUGUGCUUCAUUCCUUCCUGUCAGCCAAACUGACGCGUCUGGGGCUGCUGACGUGAGCAGGAGGUCAGGGGUGAACACGGAUAUUCUCUGUUGCCCUGGACCAUGAAUUACAAACUUUUUCUAUGCGAUAUGGCUAUGUGACCCUUUCUCUGUGUGUGUGUUUGAGUGAGAGAGGACAUGAAUGUGACUUUUUGAAUUGAUUCCUGCUUUUUAACAUUAACCCAAAUUUUGGGUUGUGUGUAUAUAGUCACCAAAUGUGCCUUUAUCUAAAAGAACAAGAAAAAUGCUUUUUAAAAUGUGCCAUGUUUGCUGUAUUAAGAGGCCAUAGUAUUAAACAGUAAGAUUUGGAUAAUAUGCACAGGAAUAUUAAGAUACAUAUAUUUUUAUAUUUCCAUUUUUUAUGCUUUGCAUGAUUAAAGACUACAUUUUCUGCAAGCUUGUAUUAAUUGAAAAGCUUAAAAAUAGGAACCACCAUUAUUGUGGAUUUCUGACUGAAAAGGUUAAGAUGCCCAGCUGACCUACAAUCUCAGCCCAUUCCUGAAGUGUCUACAGUGUUAUACCCAUAAUCCCUUGGAUGUAUUAGAGCCUCUUCCUCUGUAUGCAUAGUUUCUCAAUGCCGUUUUAAGCAUUGUCUGCCAAACCACUUCUCUGUCAUGUCCUGUCUUGAACUGUCCCGAAUUUAAGCACCUGAAAGCAUGUAAACUCGCGCUUGAACACUGGAUCUAGUUAUAAGCCACUAAUUACCCUUCAGGCCUGUGGUAUUUUAUGUAGACAACACUGCCCCUAGUGGUCACUGGUUGUAGUUUGUGUUUCAGCAGCAGGCUGCAUUGUGGCAUAAAAUACAAGUGUUGGAAACUGUUCACACUCUAGCUGAUUAUGAUGUAAACCAACUUUAUUUCAUUUAUUUUUAACGACAAAAGAUGUAUUUCUAAUUGAAGCAGUUGUUUCUGUUGAAUGUUUCAUACUACUUGAUUGUAUUGCAUCCUGUAAGGGUUUUUAUAAAACCGAGCAGGAUUGGGGGUGCUUUUUGCUUCCUAUGUGAAAACAAGAAAUUCUGAUUUUAGGGUGACUGAACCAGUAGCGUAAUAACUUGUAAGGUAUUUUGGGGGGGAUGGGGGUGCAAGAAUAUAACCAAUUGCACUGGGAGGAGUUGUAUACAAAUACGGGGGGGCAUGUGUCCCCCUCCCUUUUGGCAAAGGUGUGAUUGGAAUCCACUGUUAUACAUCUCCCAGAUUCUUUGCUUUAAAAAGAUAAAAAUCAAGGAGUUUCUAUGCAAUACCUUUAAGAUGUGGUUUAACUGUGGGGGUGUGUGCCUUUAUACCACAAUUCUACAGACAAAAAAAAAAAAAAAAAAUCCUGUCCAGAUUUUCACUGGAGGCAUUAAGCAGUAGAAAUGUCUUAAUGGCACAGCAGUUACUUCUACAAGCUUUUUCAAAAGGGUCAUAACUGAAGGAAACAUCCAUACCAUUAAAUUUAGUCUGAGGUAAAUGUAUAUUUUUGUGUUGUGUAAUGUUACCAAGUGUUAUUCUUCAGCUUUGUUCCUUUAUAAGUAUUGCAUUUUAUGUUCACCUGGGUUUUAGGCAGGGCCCAAUCCUGGCAGUAUUUUUUUUUUUUUGUCCUGUUUUAGUACAUACAGUAUAUCUUUAUUUAGGUCACUAGGAACUAAAUGUUUUGCUGUGCAACAUAAGUGAUCCAUUUAUGUUCCUUCACACUAAAUCCAGAUAAUCUAUUAAAAUGUAAAAAAAAAAAAAAAAAAACCUAAUAUGAGCAUACUGGUAAUAUAAAUCCUCAGGCAAAAGCAACUAAUUAGUGUAUUAAUACAUAAUCAUAGUGGGUCUGCUCAGUUCUUAUCCGAGUAGUGUAUACUGAAAAAGCUAUUUAACUGUGCCACACCAUUUCAACUAUACAGGUGCUUGCAUAGUUUUGCCUUCUGUUAUGCUUUUAGUAUAUUACUACAGUUAUUGCAGUGUUUUGUUCUUUCUGUAACUUAUUUUGGCAAAGAAGUUUUGACAUUUAAUGGGAAGCUUUCGAAACCAAAGAUUCUCAGCAGUUUGCACCCUUUGCAAUCGUGUACCGCACUCGGAAAGGAUGCGCUGCAGCACACUCCUUUAAAACUUUUUGCAUUACUUUAAAUCUGCACUCUUUCAAGAUAUACGAAAUAUAUGGCACUAUUGCAAUGUUAUAUUCUAAAACUGUAAAUAUGAAUAAAAUAUCACUUUUCUUUGCA
This is a messenger RNA of Scleropages formosus (Asian bonytongue), 4186 nucleotides long. It is a transcript of the gene sntb2, whose product is annotated as syntrophin, beta 2. The transcript has 7 exons. Gene Ontology annotation, cellular component: synapse; intracellular anatomical structure; dystrophin-associated glycoprotein complex. Lineage: Eukaryota; Metazoa; Chordata; Actinopteri; Osteoglossiformes; Osteoglossidae. Gene Ontology annotation, molecular function: protein binding; structural molecule activity. The record is from RefSeq and is a predicted model, not a curated record. The coding region runs from base 246 to 2015 and encodes 589 amino acids.